AUUGGCGGGCUGUUUGAAUGGCGGAAGUGAUGGCGCGGCCCCCGCGCAGGCGCACGGACGGCUGCGGGGAGGCCGGGGGGCGGCCGCGGGAGCCCUCUGUGCGCGGCUCGCGGGGCUCGGAGCCUCUGUCUUUAACAUAUGCAGAAAUGAAAAAGAAGGUAGUUGGUGCUGGCAGACUGAGACUGAGCCCUAAUGAGGAAGCCUGCGUUUUAAAGGAAGAUUAUGAAAGAAGACGAAAGUUACGGUUGCUGCAGGUUCGAGAACAAGAAAGGGAUAUUGCUUUCCAGAUAAGAGAAGACAUAAAACAGAGGAGAAACCAGCAGUUUACUCGUCUGGCAGAGGAGCUCAAGACAGAAUGGGAAGAAUCACAAAAUCAGAAAAUAAAGAACUUGGAAAAAUUGUAUCUGGCAAGUUUACGAACUAUGGGAGAAGGGCACCAACAAGCCAAAGAAAACGAACCAGAUCUGAAUGCUGUGGAACAGCUGGCAGCAGAAAGAAAAAGAAAAGCAGAAAUGAGGCAUAAAGAGGCCCUGAAAGUACAGAAAAACCAAAAAGAAACACUAAUGAAACAAAAAACCUGGCAUAUAAAAGCCCGAAAGGAAGCACUGCUUAUGGAAAAGGAGCGAUCAGCCAAAAUUACCAGUCUACCGCCGCCUCCUCCAGCUCUUUUUGAGAACAUUGAAGUAGACAGACCUUCAGUGAAAACCACCGGCGCCACCUACCAUCAUCUUCAUGCUCUUGUAGACAGAGAGACGGACUCAACGCAGCCAGAUCCGCACGUGGCUGCUGAAGAAGAAACAAAAAGGCUGGAGGGCCUGCAGAAGCAGGCAGCACAGGAGAGGACAGAGCAGUGUGAGAAGGCGCAGAGACGGGGGUCCCAGGCCAUGAGAAAGAUCCAUUUGGCUCAAAGUCAAGAGAAACUAAUGAAAGAGCUCAAGCAGCUGCAGCAAGAGGACCUGGCGCGCCGGAGGCAGAUGGUGGCGCAGAUGCCGCCCCAGCUGGCCGAACUGCCAUACAGGCGCAGCGAGAUGAGAGAGGAGUGGCAGAGGGAGCUGGAGUUUGCCUUUGAAGACAUGUACAAUGCGGACAGGAUGGUAAAAGGAAACCUGAUCCUGCACCUUGAGCCAGAGCCUUUGCCCACACUGGAGGGCCAGGGCCAGGGCCAGGACGCGGAGCUGGACCUGUCAGUGGAACAAGAGCACUCAGGUGAAGUUGAAAGCCUUCCCAUGGCAGAAGCUGACGAAAUAUGCUCUAGUGAAAAAGAAGCUUCCUUGGCAAUGAAGACCCAUGAGAUCCCUUCAAAGGCUCUUUUUAGGAAGUUAUUAAAUAAGAUUCGAAGCCAAAAGUCUCUGUGGACAAUUAAAUCCAUGUCUGAGGAUGAAAGUGGGAUGACAACUCUCAGUGACAGCGAGAGCAAAGUUCCUGCCACUGAGUGGGCGUCUGCCAGCGAGGAGGAGCCCCUGUCCUCCGGGCCCACGCAAGGGGAUUCACUAACAGUUGACUCUGGACCUUUGACUAGUGAAGAUAGACAACUUUCACAGGAUACAGAUGCUGAAAAGGAACGAGAAAUGCAGGAGGCUCCAUCUGUCCCUACUGUGACUCAGAGUUCAGUUCUGCUUCAUCCUCAAGAGACAGCAGCCAGAAUCCGGAUAGCAGCAAGGCAGAAACAGAUAAUGGAAAUAGAAGAACAGAAGCAAAAGCAGCUAAAAUUACUUGAACAAAUUGAACAACAGAAAUUAAGAUUAGAGAAUGAUUGCUUCAGAGCUCAACUGGAAGAAGCAAAAAGGAAAAAAACUCAACAGACUGGGGUGGAUGCUACCCCAGCGUCAUUUGGGCUGGUCACUGAUGAAGACAGGCAGAUGAUCUGGAGCUAUCAACACCACCUCUUACAGCAAAACAGACUUCACAGACAGUCUGUUGAAAUAGCCAGGCAGCGACUGCUGGAAUAUCAGAAUCUGUUGAAAGGACAACGCGCACAUGUGCCCAGGCCUGCCACACCAGUACUGCAUGGCACUGUUUCAGCACCACCACCGGAACAGGCCACAGUUGCCUCUGAGCUUUGGAAUCAAGGGCAGAGACAGAGGCUGGGUUCUAACAAGUAUCAGCCCAUGCAGGUCUCCAAAUUGGAAGCAGAUUAUUUUCAGGUGCCGGGACAGAAUCACUUUGUGCAGAGGCAGGCAGACACGUCAGAGGCUUCACUUACUCCAGAUGCCAGGCAGGCCUCUUGUAAGUCUUCACUCCAGCCACUGCCUGCUGAGCAUUCUCUUGGUUCUGUGACUGCUAAAAGUGAAUCUGGAAAGACCCAGGAGCCCUUAGGCACCAUGAGUAAAAGUACUGCCUCCGUGCCCCAUUCUGUCUUCAGCCCAAUGCAGGAUGAGCGUUUGCCACCCUCAGAGUACCUCACAGCCCAGCAAGGCCGCCUGAAGGCUCUGCAAAAGCAGUUAGACCUACAGAAGGAAGUGCUGCGGUCCAGACAGGAGGCUCAAGAGCGACUGCUCCUGUGCAAGCAGAAAGAGCUGGAAGGGCGCACUGGCCUGUCCAUCUCCCUUCCACUGGACUUGUUUGCUUCACUGCCCACUGCCCAAGGGAGAGUUCAGGAAUCUUCUCCAACCAGGAAGCAUCCUGUCACUUCCUUUGGGCGUCUUGGGGUCCCAUUACUUCAGGAGAAGCUUUCAAGUCUCUCACAGUCUGUCUCAUCACAGCGUGAAAACUUUAAACUGCUCCAGGAGCAGUUGCAUGCUCAGAGGGACAGCCUCCAGGCUCUGCGAGAAGCCCAGAAAGUGCUUUGUGUCCACAAGCAGCGUGAGCCAGGUGGACGUGGACAGUCCCCCCCCGCUCAGGGGACUCAGCAGACAUCUGCUCUAUGGCCCUCUGCCGACAGGCAGUCUGGGAAUGUCCAGGAGCAGUGUCAGUCUGACAGUGAGAACGGGCUUCCCUCAAGCCAGCCUGAAAUCCCCAGACCUCAAGACGGGACUCUGAGCUUCCUGCAACAGUUCCUCCCUUUGCACAAUAGCUUGAAGUUACUCCAGGAACAGUUGGCAACACAAAGGGAUGCCCUUCAGGCGCAUCAUGAAGCCCAGGUGCAGCUGCUGUCACGUGGACGGUGGGCCCCGGGGGAUGGGAAGUCUGGGCAGGUGAGCACUUCAUUCCCACUAAGGGCUACCCAGCACCCAUUGGCUUCCCAAACGUCUGCUGGAACUGAGCCUGGAAGGUUCCAGAGCCAUUCUCUGUCUGAGGAGAGCACCAUUCCCUCCAGUCUUCCAGCAAUCCCAACACCUCAAGACAAACCUCUCAGUUGUUCACAGUGUGAAAACUUGCCAACACUACAGGGACAGCUACAGCUAGAGAGGGGGGUACCGGCUGGAAGAGAAACCGGGGGCUCUGUGCACAGGCCAGGAGAACUAGAGAGGCAGCUUUCUUCUGAAGAGACUGAUCCUUUGUCCUCCCUGUCACAGGGGGUCGGGUUCCAGGAAAGCAUGCCAGCUGAGAGUGACAGCUCAGUUCCCUUAAGCCACUCCAAGACCCCCGGUUUUCAGGAGUGUCUCCAAGUUUCACAGCAUCACUUUCGUCUCCCGGACAGCUUGAAAGCAGCUCAUGAGUGGCGGGGCACAGAGGAGACCCCAACCGACUCCUCACUCCUGCCCCAGCUCACACAGCCCUCCUCAUCCUUACUGUCUGCCAGUUCUGCCGUAACCCAGGAGCCACUGUCAACUGAGAGGGACAGCACGGUGCCUCCCUGCCCUCUUCAGGACCCACACUUGCAGGACAGGCUCUCUAGAGUAUCGCAUCUCAGCCUGCCUCAACGAAACAAUCUUCAGGAACACCUGGCUGUGCAGAGGGAGGCCCUGGGCCAGCCCAAGCAAGACACCCAGCAGGAGCUACUUUCCCAGAAGGAUCCGGCACCACUGGAGCAGGGCAGCACCACCACCACCUUCUCCCUUGUGGCAGAGCAAUCAUUUGCCUCCCUGCCUCUCGCUGAAGCAGAGAGAGUCCAAGAAGCUGAUCCUGCUAGAGGUGAAGCCACAGCUCCCUGCGGGCACAGCGUGUUGCCACCAAGAUCUGCAGACACGUUGCUGGGCGCAUCACAGUCCGAUCAUGCCUCUGCGCCUUCGCGGCUGGGCUCCCUCCCCAGUAGCCAGAAAAGUCAGCAAGAGGUUCCUUUCCCUGGGUCACAAAGAUUUGAGGACCUGUUCUCUCCUGAGCACUUGCUGCCCUCUCACCAUGGUGUUCUGAAGGCAAUUCAGCAGCACUUAGAUACACAGAGGAAAACCAUUCGCUGUAGGCAGGAAGCCCAGGAACAAGUGCUUUUGCAAAGACUAAGUAUGUUGCAGGAAAGGGUGUCAGAGCCCACGGGCUCCUCCUGCUCCUUGUCCCAGCCUGCUACCGACUCAGGGAGAAGCCCAAAGUCCUCUCCAGCCACAAGUCAUAACACUGCUCUUUCAAGUCAGCUUGAGGCCCCAAGGCCACAGGACAGGCUUCUGGAAUUAUCACAACCAAUUCUGCCUCGGCAAGAGCACUUGGGUUCUGGGGACAAGUCCCAGGAAGAGCCACUUUUAAGUAGGCAGGGCCAGGAGACAAAAAGUGACUCUUCAGAACAUACUCUUCCCUCUUCACUUCUCCCCAAGGAAAGAGAAUGCUCAUUCAGCCCACUGCCCUUUGCUCAAGUUCAGCCUGCAAACACCUGCAGGCCACAUCUGAGUUUUUCACAUCCUGUCUUGGCUCAGCAAGAUAACGUGGGGCUUCAAAAGCAGUUGGCUCUACAAAGAGAGGUUUUGCAUUAUAGGCAAAGAGCCCAGGAAGACUUGCUUGUACAGAGACAAGCAGCAUUGCAGAAGCAGAUACAGAAACAUCAAGAAACUCUGAAGGAUUUCUUUAAAGACAGUCAGACAAGUAAACUCACACUUGAAAGUCAUUUUAAAACCCUGAAGCUCAGUGAAUGGCUUCCACAUCUACAAGACUGCACAGGAGCUGAUGAGGGAAAUGCCAGCUCUGCAGACCAGAGUAGCUCAGAAGAUCAGUGGAGAUUUUCAGAAGAUAACGCCAGCCUCAUUGCUGAGCGUCUGGAGAAAGCAGCUGGGGACAGGCCCUCAAAGCCACCUGUUGCCAGAGUGAAGUGUGGACUGGACCUGAUCCAGCACGAGCUGAGUGCUAUCCAAGAGGUAGAGUCGCCGGCCAGUGGGCAGACUGCUACACCAGGUAAGCCGGACUUUGAUCAAGACAGAGACCCCCUCAGAGUCUCAAUAAGCCGAGAACAAAGCUUUUUCCUCGGGAGCCCAGUGAAAGGUGGUCUGUUUGAUCCGGAGCCAGCUGCCCAAGAGAAAGUCUGUAGUGAUGACACUGAUGUGGCAGUCAAGGUCAAGAAGUUUGCUGAGAAUCCCACAGUGUUUACUUACACUGAGGAGGAAGAGCAGGACUGUCUGGGGACCCCUGUGCUGUCAGAAGAAAAGGCUGAAACACAAGAGACUUACCAUGAGCCAUUAUCUUCAGUAACUGUCUCUACUGGGAGCUUUCUAAGUUAUGAAAACACAGAUUUGAGCCUUACAGAUCCAGAGUCACUGUCAGAGGGCGUGGAUCCUCAGCAACUGGAAUCCUUAGCUGGCAAAGCGCAAGAAGCAGGCAGUCUCGGCUCUGCAGGCCCUUCACAAGCUGCUUACCCAACGCAGGGCUCCCCAGAUGUCCACAGCCUGCUGCUACCUGCAGGGGAAAGACGGAGCUCUGGCUUGCCGCAUAGAAGUGAAGCAGACUUGAUGACUGAAAGAACAGACUUGCAGGUGUACUUUGACUUUCCAGAACUUGAGUAUAUUUUUCCAAAUUUGCAUCACCAGUUAUUUAAGCCUUUAGAGCCCCUUCCAGAUUUUGAUGUGUCAUCAUUUUCCUCUGGAACAUCUCAAGACAGCAGAGACUUUUGCCAGCCAUUACCUGCUUCCCAGCAGAGCUCAAAGUCUCUGUAUGACAGCCACGCCAGGAGCACUGUGUGGACCAGUCCUGACCUGGUGCAAACUGCAGCUCAGCACUCUGCCACAGAAACCACUAGAGAGGGGUCUGAGCAAUCAUUUCAGCAGCUUCUACCAGAACUUGCUUCACUGGAGAGGAACCAGCAUGCUGAUCUACCCAACAGCAUUAGCUUUGAAGCGAGAGUCUCUCUGCAAGGCCUGGACAGUCAGUGCUACUCCUCUGAACAGAUGGCACUACUGCAGACCAAGAAAAAAAGUGUUCAUUUCCAGCUCCCUGUAGACUUGCCAAGUUCAUCCUUACUGGAGGAUGUAUUCAAUCAGCUAAGUCUACAACAUAGCACUCCAUGUGACUCCACUGUCAGUACAGGCUCAUUAAGAACUCACUCAGCAGACCAGAGACAAAGACUGGACUUUGAAGAGCAGGUGGUUGCUGCAGUGUUACAAAGUCAAUCCCUCAUUGAAGAUAAAUAUGGAACCUAUAGGGUUAUGGACAUGGAUCUACAUGUACCUGAAGGAGCAGUAGAGACUUCUCUUCCAGCUAAACACAGUGAGGCUCCAGAGGCCACUCAACGCUCACAGUCAGAACUGUCUGUAAGUUCUGGAUCGCUUUCAUUACAAAGCUCUAUUCCAGUCUGGGAGACAGAGUCUGGCCUUGGGAUACUGGAAGAACCAGAACUCACACUGGUAAGCAUCAGUGAUGUCAGUGUCACUGAAAUGGAGUUAUCAAACUUAACCCUGGAAGAUAAGAGAGACAGUGAAGGACACAGUUGCUUUCUGAUGUGUGGAACACCGCCUCUUAAGUCAGGAAGGGGAACGGAUUUCCCAGCUGCAUCUGUGCAGAAACCCCCAACAGAAAUUCUUCCUAUGAAAGGGAGCCUACAAGAGGCAUUUGUCAAGAAGAAAAAAACAUUUAUAGAGCGAUCCUCCCAAAGGCAGAAAGAAAUAUGGAAUAAAUUUCAUUCUGAAAGCAAAGCCCUUGAGAAACCUGCAGGUUCUAUGAGUCGUAUAAAGAGGGUGCAUAAAGUUAAAACCUCUCUUCCAGAAGACAGAAAACAUGCCUCAUCCCUUACAUACCAAAGGGCUCAAAGAUUAUAUGAUCAGUUACCUGAAGAGAUGCAACAAAAGGAAAAGAAAGUAAAGCGAGACAUCUAUGCCCAAAACAGAGCCAGGGCUAAAGAAUUUCACAAGAAAACACUGGAGAGACUUCGAGCCAAAAAUAUACGCUGACUUUCUAUGAAAUGCGUCAAGGUUUUUUUAUUAUGUGUGUAACAGCAAGGUUAAAGUCAAUAAAUCUCACAUAAGGAAUUGCA
This is a messenger RNA of Erinaceus europaeus (western European hedgehog), 7264 nucleotides long. It is a transcript of the gene CEP295, whose product is annotated as centrosomal protein 295. The coding region runs from base 18 to 7181 and encodes 2387 amino acids. Lineage: Eukaryota; Metazoa; Chordata; Mammalia; Eulipotyphla; Erinaceidae. Gene Ontology annotation, cellular component: cytosol; centriole; centrosome. The record is from RefSeq and is a predicted model, not a curated record. The transcript is spliced from 31 exons. Gene Ontology annotation, biological process: regulation of centriole replication.